This is a messenger RNA of Entamoeba invadens IP1, 2742 nucleotides long. RefSeq lists its product as hypothetical. Bases 1 to 2742 code for a protein of 913 amino acids. The record is from RefSeq and is a predicted model, not a curated record. Gene Ontology annotation, cellular component: plasma membrane. NCBI's taxonomy places the organism in Eukaryota, Evosea, Mastigamoebida, Endamoebidae. Gene Ontology annotation, molecular function: guanyl-nucleotide exchange factor activity. Gene Ontology annotation, biological process: positive regulation of GTPase activity; Ras protein signal transduction. The transcript is spliced from 2 exons.
AUGUCGAAAGAACGCCAUCUGACUCAUAUUCCAAUCAGUACAACACCCACAACAAACUCUUCACAAGAGUCUUUGGCGUCUCAUACAAUGAGUGACAACGUUAGUGAGGAUCGUUCGCGCUCCACAUCCCAAGAUGGAAGUUCCUCCAAAAACCACAGCAAAGAGCCCAGUCAAUUAGCUUCUUUCACUUCAAAUAUAGAAAAGGAUAUUUCCACUGAUUUUGUCUUAUAUGGGACAUGUCCUUAUUACGUCGAUGUCCCAAAGGUAAGGAGAGUCUUUGUAGCUGGUCCUCGUAUCUUUUACUUAUCGGAUGAAACGGCUUUCUUUUCAUCUGCCGAGUCUCCAGCCGCUACUAAGACUGCUUCAGUGAGCAGAAGUUCGACUGAAGUUGCUGUGGGGCCUCACGCGUUUUAUUUCAUCUACAAAGGGAAAGUGGGGAAAGGGAAGAAUCGGACGUAUUCCACAGUCGAUGGGAUAGUAGCGCCAGAGCACAUCUUUGGGAAUGAGAAGGAGCUCUACAUCUUAGAUCGAUUUGGGGAGUGUUACAAACUCUCCCGCGACCAGAGAACACGGUUGGCGUAUGACACCACAAUUGUUCGCGUUUGUUUGUUAGAUGACCUGAAGCGGUGUGUUCUCCUCAGUGAUGGGCGUGUCGAUUCGAAGAUUAAAUUUGUGAACAAAGAAAUGUUCAUUGACGUUGGUGGGAAGAAACGUGUAUGGGGACUUCGGAUGAAAGAUUGUUGUGUAGAGAACACCGAUGGGUUAAUUUUAGACCAACGGAUGUUACGGAUAUACUCUGGGUAUGAAGAGAUAGUUGGGGAAGAUGAGAAUUUCAAAUUGUGUUACUUAAAAAUCGGGCCAAAUGGGAAUUGUUAUAGUUGGGUGACACUAGGGAUGUGUGAAGGGAGAGAGAUAUCAGCGGGAGAUGGGUUUGUGAUAGUAGGGAAGAACAGAUCUUCAUUUUGUUUUGCUCCUCUGCUUUUGGAGAUUCGCAAAGCAAUUCGACAAAUUCAAGGGUUUCAAAAGUUCUAUGAAUUUCCCGUUGUCGACUUGGAUGAACCCAGCGAGAAAUUAAAGAGAAGUGCCACGGAAAGAAUCGAUAAAACAGAACGAAUGAAACGACAGACGACAACAGCAGCGUUCGAUGAGACUAAACCACGACUCUCUAUAUACAUCGAAGGGUUUUGUAAAGUAUUCAAAACUCUUCUUUCAAAACUCUUAAGUCUCAAUUCGGAAGUAUCACGACUGUAUGCAGUGCCGAAUAAAGAAUGCACGUUUGGCCAAAUUUUACAUCAAUUUUUGGAGGAGACAGUACCCCUCUAUAUUCCACUUGCUAAGGAAUUUGCUCAAUUCCAUGACCAAGCACUUCAAUGGUAUGUCAACGAGAACCCAUUCCGAAUUUUCGAGCUGAAAAUCCCACAAGAAGUUGUGAAGACCAUUUUCGACAAGAGACCAGACAUUUUGAAUGUCGUGUUCAAUCCAUUCAAGUUGCUCAGUAAACUCCUCUCCACCUUCGAGACGUUGAAAUCGAGUUUCAAUUACAUCUCCGAAGAAACAAUUUGGAAUAACAAGAACAUCAUUUUCAUUGAGAAUUUGCUAAGUCGGUUGAAUGAAGAAAUUCGUCUUGGGAAUCCAGUGACAUGGAGUUCAUGGUUUGGGGAUGACACUGGACAUAUGGUGAUGAGUACUGGCAGUCUCGAUGACUUUGUCAACUUACUCAAAACCGAUUUGAAGUUCGACCCCGAGUUCAGAGAAGUCUUUGUGAAUACCAUCUCUCUCUUUUUCAGUCCCGACAACGUUUUACUCAAAAUGAUACCUUCAAAGGUCGAUACCCUUUCCAAAAGCGAAAUUGUCAAUUUACUCGAAACUUUGAAGCUUUGGCUCGAGACGGAUCCGUUCCAGUUUUCCAAUUUAGAGCAAGCGAAUAAACGACUGGACACAUUUUUAGAACUUGGGAAGAAAGAUUCAAAUGGAGACCUUAAAAAGGAGAUCAUCGUGUUACUUGAGAUGGCUAGAGGGAUGAAGAAUGAGAUCCAAUUCAAAACACCGAAAAUAGAGACAUUCAAUUUCUUGCCAAAGGACUUCUGCAGCGGGUUUAAUGACCAUUUGCCAUUUGCAGAUAUGAUGACUUACACCCACCAUUGCAUUUUUAAUAACAUCUCUGUACAAGAAUAUAUCCAAUUCUUUAACUCAAAUGGACAAACUCCAAAUAUUAAACACAUCACUGUGUGCUUCAAUUGGUUGUCAGAAACCCUCUCUAAAAUGAUCAACGACUGCGCUAUUAGUUUCCAGACACCAUUUUUCAAUUUCAUUAUGAAGACCGCAGAACGGUUUUAUGUCACUAAUAACUUCUUUGGUCUCUGCGCUAUUGUCUUUGCGUUCCAUAAGAUACCAGACUUCGAUUAUAUCAAGAAAAACUUGUCAAAGGACACACAAACUUCUAUUGAAAAAUUUGAUUCACUAUGUUCGUUCGAAAAUAACUACCAAGGUCUUAGAAAAGAAAUGGAAAGGGCAAAACCCCCACUUGUCCCAUUUGCUGGGAUCAUGACUAAAGAAUUUUUGGUCAUGAACGAAAUGUAUGCCUCAGUCAUCAACAAAACAGGACAAUACAAUUUUAAUAAGCUGAGAGCUAUUUAUAAACUCAUUAAGAAAUAUGAGGCGUACAAAAACAAAGCGGUCUCGGUACCUAAAAAUGCACCAACAGAACUUUUUGAAAAGAUCAAAAAAAUCCACGGGAUUUGA